CACGCCUUAAAUUAGUCAAGAUACAAUGUAACCUGUGAAUCAAGCCAUACAUUGAAAUCGGAUUAGAUGUGUGCAACGUAAUAGAAAUACCACAAUCAAUUGAUAUCAGUUUACUACUAUAUGUGAAAUAUACAAUCGUUAACCUCCAGAACGCCUUAGAUUCAGGAGGAAAUAAGGAAUAUUUCUUCCGGUUCCCAAGAAUGCAAAAAUAAAACGGAAGCUGAUUUGGCCCUGGUAAAGCCAUUACGGUGUGGUCCACAUAGAGAUUUCCACCACUUCAGCCGGUAGUGCCUAAGUACGGCGCUCACAGGGACUCUCCACUGGCCUUCCCUUCCCUGCACAGAGAAACAGUACUAGAGACUUCUGGUUCGGGAGCUGUGGACAGUGUCCGAGUGAAUGUUUCAUUGCUCUAAGAACCCCUCCCGCUCUUCGAGGACCUAACUUACCUACCCAUCAAGAGAGCGCUCCUGCUGCUGAGUUAGCUGGUCAGGCAUUUCAUCCAGCCCCUCAGCAUCAGGACUUAGUGAGGCGGCAGCCCCCACCAGCCCCUGUGUCUGGAGCUAUUCAGGGGGAGGAGGGGAAGGAGACCCCCGGCCGGUGCAUCACUUUCCCUUGAGAUGAAGCUUCAAGCCGUGAUGGAGAACCUGCACAGGCAGCAGAGGGCCAAGUUGCUGAUGGAACUGGAGCAACAGCAGCUGCAGCAGGACGGCUCUCCGCAGGGUCACGGCCGGACCACCGCUGGCGUUGGGGACCAGCUGAUGGGAAGCCCCACCCCGGAGUCAGAGCACGCCCAGAUGGCGGCCUUGGCAGCCAUGAGGGUAGUGGCGGCUGGGCUGCAGAGGGCCUCAGACAGCCCCAUGUCAGAGCGCAGCAGCGGGGGAGAGGACGAGGAAGAAGAGGAUGAUGACGAGGAGGAGGAAGGGGAGCAGUACAAAGAUAUGAUGGGCUCUGAGGAAGAGGAGAUGAUAAAGCAGAAGUGGGAUGAGGAGGACUUUGAGGGGGAGAUGGAGGAGGACUAUGAGGACGAGCUGGUGGACGAGGGGCUUCCCACGGGCCGGGAGGCGCUGGCCCUGCUGCUGCCCCACCGUCAGCUGCACGCCCACUCCCAGCUGCUGAAGCAGGCCCGGCCCCGCACCGGGACCCGCCCAGACCAGGAGCCCAGAGUGGCCAUCCUCCCCCCACACGGAUCCCACAGCCAGCUGGGUGGCCAGGACCAUGGAGACUGGACUUACGAAGAGCAGUUUAGACAGCUCUACGAACUAGAUGGAGACCCAAAGAGAAAAGAGUUUCUGGAUGACCUAUUCAGCUUCAUGCAAAAGAGAGGAACCCCUGUGAACAGGAUCCCCAUCAUGGCCAAGCAGGUCCUAGACCUGUACAUGCUGUACCAGCUGGUGACAGAGAAGGGAGGCCUGGUAGAGGUCAUCAACAAGAAGCUGUGGAGAGAGAUCACUAAAGGACUCAACCUGCCUACCUCAAUUACCAGUGCAGCCUUUACUCUCAGGACACAGUACAUGAAGUACCUGUAUCCAUACGAAUGUGACAAGAGGAGCCUCAGCAACCCCAACGAGCUGCAGGCAGCUAUCGACUGUAACCGACGGGAGGGCCGCCGGCAGAGCUUCGGCAGCUCCCUCUUCACCUACUCCCCCAAUGGGACCCCCACCAUGCUGUCCUCCCCCAAGAUGUCCAUGCAGAACAUGGGGAUGAACGUGGCCACCAACGGAGGCCACUCUCUCACUCCCAUCCAGAAAAUCAAGAAAGAAGAGGAGGGUGACCAGCCUGUGUCCGGCUUGGGAUUCAUGUCCAGGCACCCUCUGGUUGGUAAUUCGGUGGCGGUGCAGGCAGCAGCGGCCCAGUUAGCGGCUCUAGAGCAGCUGAGGGACAGACUGGAGGCAGGUGAGCCCCCGGAGAAGAAGAUUGCCCUACCUGCUGAGAAGCACCAGCGGCUGCUGCAGAGAGCGCUGCAGCACAAUCUGCUGGCCAGGACUGCCCAGAUGCCCAUGAACAUCCGCAUCAACAACCAAGAUGGCCGACAGGACUCAGCUCUCAAUCUCACAACUAAUGGCAUGAGCAGCAUCAGUAUGUCAGUGGAACUCAAUGGAGUCAUUUACACCGGUGUGCUUUUUGCUCAGGCAGCAGGAUCAGCCUCGUCAGGCUCCUCUGGAUCAUCAAGUAACAGCAAAGCCCCUGGUGGGCACAGUGGAUCCUAGUGGCUCCCCUACACUUCUACCUCAUCCACCUAUCUUUGAUGCUAACUAAAGCCAAAAAUAAACCUCGUUUUCUACUUAGCCUAUGCCAAAAAAAACAUAUAUAUGACAAGACAAACUGAAACUCAGACCACUUGAAGUACACUCUCAGGUCCCCUCAUAUAUUCUUCCCUCUUUUGUUCUUUAGCCUAAAUAAGUUUGAAUAACCCAACAAGGAGCCAGUAUAUGAUAGAUAUUUGCACAGCCUAUGAAUAAUUUAUUUCUACAUAAAUGUACAGAUUAUCUGAGAACAAAAGAAAAAGAAUACAUUGGAAGGGUAAUGCACUGUUUAAACAUUUAACACAGCUACUGACUGACAAUGAAGCUUCUUCUCAAGAGGAAAAAUAAGUUGUUUGUAACAUUAUCAUUCUCCUCAUUGUUAUUAUUAUUAUUAUUACCAUCAUCAUCACUAACAAUAUACUCGUUGCAAAAAAUAUAUAUUUAGGAUUCUAUAAAGCAGAACAUUUGACAUUUCUUGUAUUUUAAGUAGAAAAGCUUUAAAGUAUGUUAUUUCUUCAGGGUAUAACAAAGUACCAUUGUGACCUCAUGUUAUAGAAUUCCUCUUUUACGUUUGCAUGAUGCAGUCAGAAACAAAUCAAUCCUUGCUGAGAUGUUCUAUUAAUUGCUCAGACACAGGUUUUGUCUUGCAUUUUUUUUCUAGUAGAAGUCAACAGGCAUUCUUAAUGCUCAUUGGGCUUUAGAAUAUGUGCAGGUUUUUCUCAGGUGUCUGCCAGAUUGCUGUGAAACAAUAACAUUGUAUUUAACUGCUAUAUGUUUCUGUCAUAGCCACACAUUAUACAAAUGUAUUUCCUGGUUUGAGUGUUUGUUUCUCUCAUGACACAUUUCAACCAUAUUUUUUUAAUUUUCAUGUAGAAUUUAGUUUUCUAUCAGGUUGUCUCAUCAAUUACCCAGGGUACUCUGUCCUUUUAUAAGAAGUGGGAUCAUCUUCACUCUACGUAAAGCUUUUAGUUUAAAGGUUGAUCACUCUGAGACGACACAGAGUAGGGGAUAUGUGCAGGAAUUCUUAGCUCUGCCAUUGUGAGCCUUUAAAACUGAGGUUUGGGGCUGAAAGUGACUCUAUUUAAAAGCUUUUCAUCAUAAUGUCUCAAGAGUGCCUACACCUUGAUAUGUGAAAUCUUCAUAACGACAAAGCAUUAAUGAAUUUAGCUACAUGCUUGCAUUAUAUAGUGCUGCUUAUAUCCAAGUGCUUCUUAUAUUCACAGCUAUACCAUUAUCUUCAAUCUGUUGAGGAGUCAGAGGAGGCCAGUUUAAUGACAAUAGAAGAUGUUACAGAGAAUAUUGUGGGAUUGACUGAUAUCUGUUUCAUCUGCUGGCAUUUGCUUUACUUAAUUUCAGUUAUCAGAAGUACAGUUUUUUUGUAUAUAACACAGUUGCAUAGUAAUCAUGCUCCUGUAGCAACAGAACAAUGGUUAUUCUAUUAAACAAUUUUCACUGAAACGCA
Molecule: messenger RNA, 3705 nt
Organism: Oncorhynchus masou masou (cherry salmon)
Lineage: Eukaryota; Metazoa; Chordata; Actinopteri; Salmoniformes; Salmonidae
Product: AT-rich interactive domain-containing protein 3A-like
Exons: 9
Coding region: 618-2207 (529 amino acids)
Biological process (GO): regulation of transcription by RNA polymerase II
Cellular component (GO): nucleus
Molecular function (GO): DNA binding
Source: RefSeq, a predicted model, not a curated record